Messenger RNA from Salvia splendens (bonfire salvia), 455 nucleotides. Its product is annotated as polcalcin Aln g 4. Gene Ontology annotation, molecular function: calcium ion binding. NCBI's taxonomy places the organism in Eukaryota, Viridiplantae, Streptophyta, Magnoliopsida, Lamiales, Lamiaceae. The coding region runs from base 111 to 368 and encodes 85 amino acids. The record is from RefSeq and is a predicted model, not a curated record. The transcript has a single exon.
CUCCUCCAACCCAAACAACCUCAUCAUAUUAACCCAAUGGCUUCAACAUUACAUUAAGUGAAAAAGGUAGCAAAUUUUCGUAGAGAGAAAAAUUUGGCAAAAAACAAGUAAUGGCUGAUGAUGAUCCACAGGAUGUAGCCGACCGGGAGCGGCUCUUCAAGCAUUUCGACGCCAACGGCGAUGGCCAGAUCUCGGCCAACGAGCUGGGCGACGCUCUCAAGACACUUGGCUGUGUCACCCCCGAUGAAGUCAAGAACAUGAUGGUUGAGAUCGACUCCGAUGGCGAUGGCUUCAUAUCCUAUGAAGAGUUCACCGCAUUCGCUCGUACAAAUAGGGGACUAGUCAAGGAUGUCGCCAAGAUAUUCUAACUUUUUCAUUUUCCUCUAAAAUAGAUUUGAAUUCAUUUUACUAUUGUAUUUCUUUUUGUUACGUAUACAUAAAUUGUUGUUUGGUUU